Molecule: messenger RNA, 5340 nt
Organism: Oncorhynchus masou masou (cherry salmon)
Lineage: Eukaryota; Metazoa; Chordata; Actinopteri; Salmoniformes; Salmonidae
Product: NACHT and WD repeat domain-containing protein 2-like
Exons: 8
Coding region: 1-5241 (1746 amino acids)
Molecular function (GO): protein binding
Source: RefSeq, a predicted model, not a curated record
AUGAAGAGAAUGAAAAAUUUACGCUGGAAGUCGCCACCCAUGUGGCCCUCAGGAGUGGGGAGCAGGCAGCCCUGUCCGCGGGAAUCGGCACUCCGCAGGGCAGCCAUCAGUGGCAAUGUCCUCGCACUGCCGCAGCACCAUGUCCCCACUGGCAGGAGUGUCCGGGUUUUCAUCUGCGCCAACCCCGACGACACAGAGGCAGAGAGGAAUGCACUGAAAGAGCAUGUAUAUCCCAAACUACGAGACUUCUGCAGAGAGAACUAUGGGAUUGAGUUCCAGGUGGUAGACCUGUACUGGGGGGUGGACCCAGAGGAGUGGGACAGUCCGGACCUGCAGCGUCUGAGGAUGAAACUACUAGAGGAGUGCCUCCAGACCUCCGCAGGUCCAUGUUUUGUUGGGCUGGUGGGGGAGAAGUAUGGCAGUAUCCGCGUUCCAGGGGAAGUGGAAGCUCCAGAGUUUGAGAGGAUCCUGGAUGCGGCAGUGGAGGCGGGGCUAGACACACACAUUCUGGAGGAGUGGUACUGCCGAGACGAGAAUGCCGUGCCACCAGCCUACUACCUCAAACCCAAAGCCCAGAUGUUGAAGAACUACCAGAACUCAAUGGAGUCGAGUAGUGCAGCCAAGAUGAAGAACGACAAGGCGUGGAGGAACGUGUCUGAGGAGAUCAAGAGGAUCUUCCGUAGGUCUGUCCUGCAGCUCCAGGAGAAGGGCACCAUGAAGCCCCCUCAAGCCAAGAAAUUCCUCUGCUCUGCCUUGGAGGAUGAACUGGACUUUGCCUUGGGUAAACAAACGCCAGCCUUCCUCAAGAAGUGUGUCUGCUACAUCCGCAAGAUCUCCAACUUCGACCGACAUGCCAAGCUCCCGGAGAUGGCCAAGUACAUGGACAUCGUCGUCGCUGAGGACCGCGUCAUGCGUAACCAGGAAGCCUACGAACGUCUCUUAAAAGUGCGGGAUGAGUUUAUCCCAGCAGUGGUGGCCUCGUCAAACCUCCGCGUCUACUCCUCUGUGACGCACUGCGACAUGAAGCUAGGCUACUCCCAGGAGGUGGAGAGCCACUACGUUGAAGGCUUGUGUAAACAGUUCUACGAGGAUAUGGUGGACAUCAUCCAGGCCACGGUCCAGCAGAACUUUGACACAGAGACGGACCCCCUGUACGAUGAGAUCCUCCAGCACCUGUCCCUGUGUAAGAACUUCUCUUCGUUCUACGAUUAUAAGAGCGAGACACUAGACCUGGUGCAGGAGUAUCUGCUACCGUCUAAGGAGAGUAGGAUGAGCCCUCUGGUUGUUUACGGCGGGCCAUGCACGGGGAAGACACUGCUGCUAGCUGAGGUGGCCAAACAGGCCUACACAUGGCUCCAGACAGAGAUGGGUCCUGAGACAGACCCGGUUGUCAUUGUUCGCUUUGUGGGCUCCUCCAAGUUCGCCACAAACCUGCGCACUCUCCUCCAGAGCAUCUGCGAGCAGAUAGCCAUCAACUACCGUUGCCUGAUCCACUUCUUGCCCAACAAGAUCCAGGAGAUGAGGGAGCUGCUAGUUAACCUGCUGGGGGAGCCCUCUUUCCAUCGGCCCCUGGUCAUCAUCUUGGAUGCCCUGGAACAGCUCUCGGAAGCCGACGAGGCCCGCAAGCUGUGGUGGCUCCCCGCCCACCUGCCUCGCACUGUCCGCAUCGUGGUCUCCACUUUACCCAACAAACACGGAAUCCUCCAGAAGCUCCGCUGUUUGAUUCAUGAUGAAGGGCGCUACGUAGAGCUGGUGCAGAGGGACCGUAAGGCCUGUAGUCAGAUACUGAAGCAGCAGCUGCUGGGGUUGAAGAGAAAGGUGACUUCGGGACAGCAGAUCUACGUCAAUGAAGCGCUGGCCAAGUGUACGCUUCCCAUGUUUGUCAACCUCAUUUACCAGGAGGUGGUGCAUUGGCGCUCGCACAAGGAUGUGGAUGACAAGUCACUGUGCUCCACCGUGCACGAGAGCAUCGAGCAGCUCUUCUACUCUGUGGAGAACAAGCUGGGGCAGCGGUUCGUAUUCAGGUCACUGGGAUACAUCACCAUGGCCAAUGUGGGGUUAACGGAGGUAGAGCUGGAAGAUAUUCUGUCAUUGGAUAACAGUGUGUUGGGAGAUAUCAUGGUGAGUUCAAAUCUAAAAAACCCACUGAGGAUCUCUUAUGACCUGGUGGCGAGGCUGAAAGAGGAACUGGAGGGGUACCUGCUGGAAAGGCAGGUGCAUAAUGUUACCCUGAUGAUGUGGGCCAACAGACACCUGCAACUCAUCGCCCAGAAGUUGUAUCUUAGCAACGAGGAGGAUGUGCACCAGAUGCACAGCCUCCUAGCCGAAUACUUCCUGGGGGCAUGGUCGGGAGGCAGGAAAAAGAUCUUCCACUGUGACAACAACCACUUUGCCUCGCUUAACAUCUCCCAACACAAGAAUCCACACUCCCAGCAGCCGUCCCACAAAGAAGCAUCCGCCGAGAAGUACUCCUAUGACAGGCAGACCCCCGAGCAGCCCUGGGUGUUCCAGUGCAAUCUUCUGGAGCCUGAUAUCUUCUUUGUCAACCACAGGAAGAUGACGGAGCUCCUCUACCAUCUAACUCGGAGCGGCCGCAUGGACGACCUCAUGUACGGAGUUAUCAUGAACUUCAGCUGGCUUUAUACCAUGAUCAAGAUAGGGCAGUUUGAGAAGGCAUUGACCGACAUAGAUGUAGCCUACAACUACUCCCAGGAGAAAGAACUCAAGUUUUUGGCCACCACGCUGCGCAGCAUCAAGAUCAAAGUGAUGAAGAACCCGGCAUCCCUGUCCGCAGAGCUGCAGCAGAGGCUCCUCCCUGUGGUCACCUCUUUACCCAAGCUCCAACACCUCCUCCUGGAAUGCGACAAGGACGGCCCCAAAUACUGCUCCAUUGUGCCCCUCCACUCCUCCAUGGAUGUCACCUACAGCCCUGAAAGGCUGCCGCUGUGCUCCAGCUACAUGCAGAUCGUGGAGAUCCUGCCCACCCUAGCCCCCAACAUUGUACUUGUGGCCCUGGAGGAUGGGUCUGUGAGCACAUGGGAUGUGGAGAGCAGGCAGCUCCUCCGGCAGAUAGACACGGCCCAUUCGGUUGUCCUGGGAAUCAGGCUAACCAGCGACGAGAAGUACCUGGUUGUGGCAACCACCAAGAACACGCUACUCAUAUAUGACAACCAUAAGUCUUGCUUGCUGUCCGAAGUGGACAUCAAGAACUCCAAGCACUGUGGUAUCACAGGAGGGGUGGCCUUCAUCAAUGGGUUCACCCUGUCCAGCCAUCAUGCCUUGGCCUGGCUAGAGGCCAGUAAAGAUGUCAAUGUCAUUGAUCUGCUCUACGGUUGGCCCCUCUACCUGUUCCACUGCUGGUAUGAGGUCACCUGCGUCCAAUGCUCCCCGGAUGGAAUGUAUGCCUUCUGUGGUCAGUACCUUAACACCACGUCCAUCUUCCACCUAGGGACUGGGAACAAGCUAGCUACGGUCACGUCAGAGUUCUCCGGGGGAUUUGUCAAGUCCAUCUUGGUCCUGGACACCAUUCACCAGAUGGUGAUGAUCGAUAAUGAGGGGAGCCUGUCGGUCUGGAACACCAAAGAGAUCACCAACCCCAGACUGAUGGAAGAUUAUGACUGCCGGGGGGAUGAGAACGAGGUCGUAGGCAUUGAGCUGUCAGAAGACCAGCGCUCCAUCCUCAUCUGCAAAGACAAGAGCAUUGAGGUCCUGGACACCAAGUUGUGGAAGAUGGCGGAGAAGUUCAAGGCCAAGCAUGCUGAGCGAUUCGUGGCUGCAGUCCUCUCAAAAAAUGGCCAAAGUAUUGUGGCCUCCAUGGAGAACACGUCAUCCAUAUUUGUGUGGAGGAGAGACAGUGGGCAGUGCAUGGCCAGCCUGAUUGAGAUCUCUGGGGCCAUCGUCAAACUCAUCAAGUCCAUCCACCACAACCUGCUUCUGUCUGUGGCCAGCAGUGGAGUGCUAUCAGUCUGGGACAUUGACAUCAUUACAGCCAUGUCCAACAUUGACAAAACAGGCAAGAAGAUCCAGAGCUUACAGCUUUCUGGCAGGGAGGACUUUGUGUUCACCAUGGAUGGCUCUGAAGCCAUCCACAAGUGGAACUUCAGCACAGGCUUCAUAGAGACUGUCUUCAAGCAUGAGGGCUUGGUGGAAAACUGUGUCCUGACAUCCUCUGGGGAUCUCAUGGUGACGUCGGAUGACAAGUGCAGCCAGUACAUCUGGCACACGGCCACUGGCGAAAACAUCUUUCGCAUCAACGGACAGAAGAUAUCUCAGCUCCUGAUGACCCACAAUGACCAGUUUGUGGUUUCCCUCUGCGAACAGAACUGCUCCCGAGUCUGGAGGCUGGCCACUGGACACAAGGUGUGCAACAUCCUGGUGCCCCUACAGAAUGCACUGAUCACCACCGCAAACACCUUCCUAGUGGGGAUCACAAAAAACAAGCUGCUCGCUGUUAGCCUCUGGUCAGGCAGUAUUUCCAAGAAGUUUGUCUGUGACGAUGGCAUUAGCAUUAUCAACUUCAAACUCAUCCCUGACUGCCCAGACUUUGUUGUCUUCAUCACAUCUACAGAGACUGUGUUUAUAUGGAGUGUGGCAGAUGAGUCUGUCUGCAGACGGGUCCAGCUGCCUACUAACUUCCUAAAAAAUCUGGAGGAGUUCCAAAUUUCACCAAAUGGGAAACUGGGCAUCAUCUCCAAAGGUGACGAGAACAUUAACGUGUUGGAUCUUCAUAGCGGGAAGCUGAGACUUGUCCACGCCGCCGGUAUCAUCUGGCGGCAGAAGCUGUCGAGGGACGGGCGCUAUCUGGUCUAUGUCUGCUUCCGGAACAGUGAUGAGGAUGACGAGGUGGGCGUGGUGUCCAACCUAAUCGUGAUGCGUCUGGCAGAUGGAAAGAGCAUCGGGACAUGCUCCCUCUACAAGACGCCCACCUUCCUCUGCCUGUCCCAGCGAGCGCUCAACAUCAUCAUUGGCUUCGAGGAUGGCAGCAUUGGCACCUAUACGGUGGUGGACAGGGUGGACGCCGCGCUCAAGAUCAAGAUUGCCACAUCCAACAGUCGGCAGAUCGUCAACAAUGCCUCACAAAAGAUAAGGCCCAAGUGUGGCAACCACGCCUUCAAGACCAUUGCAGACUGCUUGUGGAGGGAGUCCACCGAGGUCUUCUCACGGGAUAGCCCCAUCAACGUGUCUGACUCUGGGGAGGCUGAGACCACCAUCCCCACCAAAAAGAGCGAACUUUUGCAGUGAAAGUGGGAGAGUGGAGCAAUGGGCGAUGAUGCUAGUUAGGUGAGAUUGAGGUGGAUGUAUGAGGUUUCUCGGGGGGAUGCAGUUUACUCUUGUUUACAG